CCUCGCUGCUUUCUCUGGAGUGAAGACGCUUACUUUCACUCGUUGCAAUAUUUUGGGACCAGCCCAACCGCAUCGAAUGCCCCAAGUCAGGAGCGACAACUUACAGACGCUUUGUCUGUCCGAGUGCAGCGCGAUCGGUCCGCUGUUGGAGCCUUGCUCCUUACUCCCUAAAGGAUCCUUCCCCGCUCUGCAGAAUGUCCAACUCGGCAUUAUCACCUCGGGUGACGCGGACGCGCUGCGCGAGUUCAUUGGCUCCGUCGCUGACCAGUUGACCACUUUGUCACUGCAGUUCGAUUACAGCAAUCUGGACGACGCCUUGACAGGUGGGAACCUAAGCCUGGGGCUGCGCAGCUGCUCGCGCCUGCGCACCGUGCGGCUCAUCAUUGACUUGUCUCGGAUGCAGUCAGUUGGUGACAUCUUGGACAUGUGGAUUACGGUGUCCCGCCUCACGCAGCGACUGGCCACUUCUGCUGGUACCGCCCCCCCUCUCGAGCACCUAGUGCUCAUGUACGGAGCCGAUGGCGCGGCUGCGACCCAGACUGGGUUAGACCUAAGGACGCAGCGCGCGAUUAUGAGGCUCAUCGAUAUAGCGAUCAUGAGUGAACCGAACAGAGUGAAGAAAGUCAUCUUGAAGCCCCUCCCAUGGCGAGGGGACACGUUCGAUCCGGCCCAUUGUGCGGAUCUGCAGCGGUGUUUCCCACGUUGGUCAGUAGAGGCAUGCUUGCGUUUGUGGAGACGACCUAAGCGACGCAUGCGCGUACUGAAAAUUAACUUGAGCAAGCGAGAAGACGCGAGCUCCAAUCUUGUGCCGUGCGUGUUGGGGCGCCUAUACACAUACUAGUAGCUGCGUCGCGCUUGAUGUCA
Messenger RNA from Phanerochaete carnosa HHB-10118-sp, 864 nucleotides. RefSeq lists its product as uncharacterized. NCBI's taxonomy places the organism in Eukaryota, Fungi, Basidiomycota, Agaricomycetes, Polyporales, Phanerochaetaceae. The record is from RefSeq and is a predicted model, not a curated record. The transcript is spliced from 3 exons. The annotation marks the transcript as partial.